AUGUCUGCUUUCUCUAGAACGCUGGCGCCGUUCUUGCGCCACUCCCUCAGAACCGGCCGCAAUGCCAACCCUUUAACGACCUCUCUACGGUCACCAAAUGCUUCUGCAGCUCUCAACCUUUACCGCACAUACGCUGUCUACGAGAGAUCAAAGCCGCACGUAAACAUUGGUACUAUUGGCCACGUGGACCAUGGAAAGACUACUCUCUCCGCCGCCAUCACCAAGAGACAGGCCGAGAAGGGCAUGGCAAACUUCUUAGAGUAUGGAGCCAUUGACAAGGCACCAGAAGAGAGGAAGCGAGGUAUCACUAUUUCCACAGCUCACAUCGAGUACUCGACCGAAAACCGCCAUUACUCCCACGUCGAUUGCCCUGGCCACGCCGAUUACAUCAAGAACAUGAUUACUGGUGCCGCCAAUAUGGACGGCGCCAUCAUCGUCGUCGCUGCAUCCGACGGUCAAAUGCCCCAGACCCGAGAGCACUUGCUGCUCGCUCGCCAGGUCGGUAUUCAGAAGUGUGUGGUCUUCGUCAACAAGGUUGAUGCCAUUGAUGACGAAGAGAUGUUGGAGCUUGUCGAGAUGGAAAUGCGUGAGCUCCUUAGCCACUACGGCUUCGAGGGAGACGAAACCCCCGUCAUCAUGGGUUCCGCUCUUAUGGCUAUGGAAGGAAAGCGACCCGAAAUUGGUCAGCAGAAGAUCGAUGAGCUGCUCGAGGCUGUAGACUCAUGGAUUCCUACCCCCGAGCGUGACCUCGACAAGCCCUUCCUGAUGUCCGUUGAGGACGUCUUUUCCAUUGCCGGUCGUGGAACUGUCGCCUCCGGUCGUGUCGAGCGUGGUACACUGAAGAAGGACUCCGAGGUGGAGCUGGUGGGUAAGGGUGGUGAGGUCAUCAAGACCAAGGUUACCGACAUUGAGACGUUCAAGAAGUCCUGCGACGAGUCUCGCGCCGGUGACAACUCUGGUCUUCUUCUGCGAGGCGUGCGUCGAGAGGAUAUCCGCCGUGGUAUGGUGAUUGUCAAGCCCGGCACGGUCAAGGCCCACACCAAGUUCAUGAUCUCACUCUACGUCUUGACCAAGGACGAGGGUGGUCGCCACACUGGUUUCCACGAGAACUACCGCCCUCAAAUGUUCCUGCGUACUGCUGACGAGUCCUGCGCUCUUUUCUUCCCGGAGGAUACCGAGGACAAGAGCCGCAUGGUCAUGCCCGGAGACAACGUUGAGAUGGUUGCCCACCUGCACAACCCUAUUGCCAUUGAGGCCGGUCAACGAGUAAACGUUCGUGAGGGUGGCCGCACGGUGGCCACUGGUAUCAUCACUCGCAUCAUACAAUAG
Pseudomassariella vexata is the source of this 1329-nucleotide messenger RNA. Its product is annotated as elongation factor Tu GTP binding domain-containing protein. The record is from RefSeq and is a predicted model, not a curated record. Gene Ontology annotation, cellular component: mitochondrion. Lineage: Eukaryota; Fungi; Ascomycota; Sordariomycetes; Amphisphaeriales; Pseudomassariaceae. Bases 1 to 1329 code for a protein of 442 amino acids. Gene Ontology annotation, molecular function: translation elongation factor activity; GTP binding; GTPase activity. The transcript has 2 exons. Gene Ontology annotation, biological process: mitochondrial translational elongation.